Arvicanthis niloticus (Nile rat) is the source of this 2340-nucleotide messenger RNA. It is a transcript of the gene Rho, whose product is annotated as rhodopsin. Gene Ontology annotation, biological process: G protein-coupled receptor signaling pathway; visual perception; phototransduction. The record is from RefSeq and is a predicted model, not a curated record. Gene Ontology annotation, molecular function: G protein-coupled receptor activity. NCBI's taxonomy places the organism in Eukaryota, Metazoa, Chordata, Mammalia, Rodentia, Muridae. Gene Ontology annotation, cellular component: membrane.
UCAGUGCGUGGAGUUGCGCUGUGGGAGCCGUAGGUGGCUGAGCUCGCCAGGCAGCCUUGGUCUCUGUCUACGAACAGCCCGUGGGGCAGCCUCGAGGGCCGCAGCCAUGAACGGCACAGAAGGCCCCAAUUUUUACGUGCCCUUCUCCAACGUCACGGGCAUUGUGCGCAGCCCCUUUGAGCAGCCUCAGUACUACCUGGCAGAACCGUGGCAGUUCUCCAUGCUGGCAGCUUACAUGUUCAUGCUCAUCAUGCUGGGCUUCCCCAUCAACUUCCUCACGCUCUACGUCACCGUACAGCACAAGAAGCUGCGCACACCACUCAACUACAUCCUGCUCAACUUGGCUGUGGCUGACCUCUUCAUGGUCCUCGGAGGGUUCACCACCACCCUCUACACCUCACUGCAUGGCUACUUUGUCUUCGGCCCCACGGGCUGCAACAUUGAGGGCUUCUUUGCCACACUUGGAGGUGAAAUCGCCCUGUGGUCCCUGGUGGUCCUGGCCAUUGAGCGCUACGUGGUGGUAUGCAAGCCCAUGAGCAACUUCCGCUUCGGGGAGAAUCAUGCCAUCAUGGGUGUGGCCUUCACCUGGGUCAUGGCGUUGGCCUGUGCUGUUCCCCCACUCGUUGGCUGGUCCAGGUACAUCCCUGAGGGCAUGCAGUGCUCAUGUGGGAUUGACUACUACACACUCAAGCCCGAGGUCAACAACGAGUCCUUCGUCAUGUACAUGUUCGUGGUCCACUUCUCCAUCCCUCUGAUCAUCAUCUUCUUCUGCUAUGGGCAGCUGGUCUUCACAGUCAAGGAGGCCGCUGCCCAGCAGCAGGAGUCGGCCACUACCCAGAAGGCAGAAAAAGAGGUCACCCGCAUGGUCAUCAUCAUGGUCAUCUUCUUCCUGAUCUGCUGGCUUCCCUACGCGAGUGUGGCCAUCUACAUCUUUACCCACCAGGGCUCCAACUUUGGCCCCAUCUUCAUGACCAUACCGGCUUUCUUUGCUAAGUCGUCUGCCAUCUACAACCCCGUCAUCUACAUCAUGCUGAACAAGCAGUUCCGGAACUGCAUGCUCACCACGCUCUGCUGCGGCAAGAAUCCACUGGGAGAUGACGAGGCCUCUGCCACUGUCUCCAAGACAGAGACCAGCCAGGUGGCUCCAGCCUAAGCCUGGCCAGAGACUGUGGCUGACUGUAGGAGUCUCCUAUUCCUGGGGAGCCAGUGGGAUCUGUACCCCUCCCCUCAGCUUGUCUCUCAGGAACAUGACAAGUGUCCCGGCUUAGGGCUAAGUGUCUAGGACAGAAUGGAACACAUAGUAGCUGAUUAAUAAAUGCUAGCUGGAUGAAGGGAGGAAUGAGUGACUGAAUGGGUGGAUAUACGAAUGAAGAGAUUCAUGGAAGGGAACACAGAUGUCCUCAGGUGCCCAAUCUGGCAGAUCCAGUCAUGUUUGGCUGGAAUCUAUAAGCAGUUUUAUAUACCCGCCCUGGUUUUCUCCGCCCCCACCCUUACCCCAGAUGGUUCUCCCAAAUCUGGGGCCCUGAUAGAAUGUGGCUGCUAGAGAUGAUGGGGGGGGGGGAGCUGGGGGAGGGAUAGAGGGAGGGAGACACAGAAAAUGUGUGUGUGUGUGUGUGUGUGUGUGUGUGCAAACACUUUGCGUAUAAAGAGCACAGCUGGUAGUUGUGUUAUAAGUAACACCAACUAAUAUAAUUAAUUAACCAUCCUAAUGGUCUCUGCUUGUUAGUGACUGCUUGGGAAUUGGGCAAUGCCCAAGCACUCAGAUAAGGUAUUUCCCCCAGUCUCAGUAGGCUUUUGCAAAUGACCCAGGCCUUCAGCCUGUGCAGGGCUGGAGCUGGAUCACAGAGAUGACAGUGACAGCAAUGUGGGCUGCAACCGUUAGGACCGAGAACACAUUGAGACCAGAGGUCUCAGGCAAGGCCGAGGUCCUCCCUUCAGGAUGGAAACCUUGGCUCAUGUCUCUCAGCUUACUUGGCCUGUAGAGACCCAGCCCUUCCUCUUGGCUUCUGGAUAUAUUUGCUCUUCUACACCAGCAACCAUGUGGCAACAGUUCCAGGCCAGUAUGGAGUUUUAGAAGCCAUGCCAAUAUGCCCACCUUCAGGGAGCAGCUGAGUCCUUGAUGCCACCCUUGUUCUGAAGAGCUCAGAAACACAGUGCAAGACCUGACCAGGCCUCAACCUUAGGAUACUCAUGGAUCCAGUUCCCAGAUCCCUUGAUGGAUAUGCUGUUUUCCUUGGGAUUUGGUCUUUUCUUUAUUCCAGAAAGUUUUGGCUUUGAGGCCAACAGGAGCUCUGCAUGGGGACAAAGGCAAACAGAGGCAUUAAAAGCUCAGCUCCUACA